Molecule: messenger RNA, 3786 nt
Organism: Ornithorhynchus anatinus (platypus)
Lineage: Eukaryota; Metazoa; Chordata; Mammalia; Monotremata; Ornithorhynchidae
Gene: CWC22
Product: CWC22 spliceosome associated protein homolog
Exons: 20
Coding region: 160-2898 (912 amino acids)
Biological process (GO): mRNA splicing, via spliceosome
Cellular component (GO): catalytic step 2 spliceosome
Molecular function (GO): protein binding; RNA binding
Source: RefSeq, a predicted model, not a curated record
CUCGGGCGCGCGUACCUGCCGUGGCCCGCUGGGCCUUGUAGUUCUUUCCCCGCCGCCGCCAUCUUGAUGAAUUUUUUUCCAAUAAGAAGACCUAUCAAGGAAUCCAUCAUUUCUUCUGGGAAUCUCUGACUAUUGGUACCACCACGGGUCCAGCAGAAAAUGAAAAGUAGUGUGGCACAGAUCAAACACGCCUCCAGUCAUGAAAGAAGAGAAACCUAUAGUUCUCACCAGAGGAGUCCCUCUCCAGAGGACAGGUGUGCGGAACGGCAGAGAUCUCUGUCCCCUCCAGACCGAGAUAACUUUAACCAUGGCAGGUCAGAUCAAGAGUAUUCUGGAAGGGGACGGUCUAAUAACAGCAGCGUGGAACCCAGAGGGAGGGAGAGAGAUAAACGCAGAGAGAGAGAACGAGAGCGAGAAAGAGACAGAGAUGGUGAACGCCGAAGGUACCGGAAGUCCCCUUCACCGGGCAGGCGAAGUCCAGAAAGAUCCUUGACCCAGGGCUCGUCGACUCAGGACGAACCCCCCACCAAGAAAAAGAAAGAAGAACUGGAUCCAAUCCUCACCCGCACCGGGGGAGCGUACAUUCCUCCUGCCAAGCUCAGAAUGAUGCAAGAACAGAUCACGGACAAGAACAGCUUAGCAUACCAAAGGAUGAGCUGGGAGGCCCUGAAGAAGUCAAUUAAUGGUCUCAUCAAUAAAGUGAAUAUUUCAAACAUAAAGAUCAUCAUUCAAGAACUUCUUCAAGAAAAUAUUGUUAGAGGAAGGGGACUGCUGUCUAGAUCGAUUUUGCAAGCCCAGAGUGCUUCUCCAAUUUUCACCCAUGUUUAUUCAGCAGUUGUAGCGAUUAUCAACUCCAAGUUCCCUCACAUUGGAGAAUUAAUCCUCAAGAGGUUAAUUCUUAAUUUCCGCAAGGGCUACCGCAGAAACGAUAAGCAACUCUGUCUGACUGCUUCAAAAUUCGUUGCCCAUCUCAUUAACCAGAAUGUGGCACAUGAAGUUUUAUGUUUGGAAAUGCUCACCCUGCUUCUUGAAAGACCCACAGAUGACAGCGUCGAGGUAUCGAUCUCGUUUCUAAAGGAUUGCGGCCUAAAGCUGACGGAAGUGUCUCCUCGGGGCAUCAAUGCUAUAUUUGAACGCCUGCGCAACAUCCUCCACGAGUCGGAGAUCGACAAGCGCGUUCAGUAUAUGAUCGAGGUGAUGUUUGCCGUCCGUAAGGAUGGGUUCAAGGACCACCCCGUCGUCCUGGAAGGGCUGGAUCUAGUGGAGGAAGAAGAUCAGUUUACUCACAUGCUUCCGUUGGAGGAUGACUAUAACCCAGAGGAUGUCCUCAAUGUUUUCAAGAUGGACCCUAAUUUUUUGGAAAACGAAGAGAAGUACAAGACAAUUAAGAAGGAAAUUCUCGAUGAAGGUGACACUGACUCAGACACGGAUCAAGAUGCUAAAAGUAGUGAAGAGGAUGAGGAGGAAGACGAGGAAGGUGAUGAAGAUGAAGAAGGACAAAAAGUGACCAUCCAUGACAAAACAGAAAUUAACCUCGUCUCAUUUCGUCGUACGAUUUACCUUGCGAUCCAGUCAAGUUUAGACUUUGAAGAGUGCGCACAUAAAUUGCUGAAAAUGGAGUUUCCCGACAGCCAAACGAAAGAACUGUGUAACAUGAUACUCGACUGCUGCGCUCAACAAAGAACGUAUGAAAAGUUUUUUGGCUUAUUGGCUGGGCGCUUCUGCAUGCUCAAAAAAGAAUAUAUGGAAUCAUUUGAGGGUAUUUUCAAAGAACAGUACGAUACCAUCCACCGCCUGGAAACCAACAAAUUGCGAAACGUUGCUAAGAUGUUUGCUCAUCUCUUAUACACCGAUUCUCUUCCGUGGAGUGUCCUUGAAUGUAUAACAUUGAGUGAAGAAACCACUACGUCGUCCAGCAGAAUUUUUGUGAAGAUAUUCUUCCAGGAACUCUGUGAAUACAUGGGACUUCCUAAACUGAAUGCAAGACUGAAAGAUGAAACCCUACUACCUUUCUUUGAAGGAUUACUCCCUCGGGACAACCCAAGAAAUACACGGUUUGCCAUCAACUUCUUCACCUCCAUAGGUCUUGGAGGUCUAACGGAUGAAUUGCGCGAGCAUCUCAAAAAUGCCCCAAAGAUGAUUAUGACCCAGAAACAGGAUGUUGAGUCGUCAGAUUCUUCCUCCUCCUCUUCGCCGUCCUCCUCGUCAGACUCCGACUCCUCGGACUCGGAUUCUGACAGCAGCAGUAGCAGUUCAGAUUCUUCCAGUGAUAGCGAUUCCUCAUCUACCAGUGGCCGCAGUUCGGACGCAGAUGCAGCUAAAGGAAAAAGGAAAGUAGAGAGAAAGAAGAAAAGUAAAGAAGCAGACAAAGUCACCCGGAAAAAGCAAACAGAUGAGCAGAAACACCUAGAGAAGAAAAUGGAAAGAAGGGGUCAAGAGACAAGAGCUGAAGAAGAAAGAAACCCAGAGAAAAAUUCGGAACGAAACGUCAGGGAUCCACAUCGGAGAGAUGGAUCAAAGCAUGUCCCAGACAGAGACGUUUCUUCUGACCGCAACAGUCACUCCACCGGGAAGGACAGGGAUCGUGACAAGCACGCAGAUUUCGCAGAUAAGUACGGAGAGUCGAAAAAGAAGAGGGGAGAGCGAAGAAAUUCCUUUUCCGAAAACGAGAGACCCCGACACCGGAGCAAAGACCGGGAGAAUCUCAGUAGAAGAAAAGAGAGAUCCAAGUCGAGAGAGAGGACCAGAAACGAUUCAAGCCCCCAAGGUGAGGAAGACCGAUACCGGAACGGCUCAGAAAGACGAUCUGGAAAGCCCAACAGACACUCGGAGCAAUCCAGAGAAUCGAGGAAACAUCAGGAGCGGCGAAGGGAGAGUUCUCCACCAAGGCGAAAAUAAAUGCUCUUCUGCAGUGUCAAGAGAAACAUGCCUUUGGUCCCAUUUAAAUUGAACAUUUUUUUACACGAUUGGUGAACUGUGUAUCCAAAAGGCAACCUUUGUAUAAAGUGCCGGUUUGUAUUUGUAAACUUGAGCCAAAAUUUUUAAGACUUUUCAGUGGAACCUCUUUUCUAAUAUCAAUUUUACAAGGCCUAUCUUUGGGCUUAUUGGAAGUAACUAUUCCAUUUGAGAGAGAAUGCGAAGUUUGCUUAUAUUUUGUGAAUAAAAUCAUCAGAGUCUCAGUGAAUGAGUACAUUUGUCAGUGACUUCAAGUAUUUUUCUUGUAAGUAUUUCUCACAACUCUAAGAGCCUGUGAUGGAAAAUCAUAGUUCUUGUCUUAAGUAACUGCAGAGCUAGUUACGUGGGAUCAGAGCAAGAUAAAUUAGGCUUUAUGGGUUUCUGUAAUAAGUUUGGCGAAAUUCCUCAUUUUAAGAAGAUUGAGGCUCACACAAAUUAAGUUGCUUAUUAGUUUUUGGAUAUUUCAGGAAGCAUAAUCUCUGUCCUCAAAAUGGUGCGGUGAAGCUAUGCAAAUGUGAAACCAGUGCAUAGAUGAGUUAUUUACCAAUUUUGCUCUAUCCCUUUGGACUGUUCGUCUUGCCUUUGUAAUAUAAUUUGUGAACGUAUUAACAGACAGUACAGUUCUGUCUGUUUUUGUUUGGUUUGGUUUCUAGAACGUUGCGGAAGGAUACGUACGUGUGAGAAAUACGAAUGGCAAAGCUAUGAAAUUGGUCAUUUCCUGAGAAUAUAUUGAGAAUAAUUUAAUCGCCCAUCAUUUUGUAAUGCCCGCUGCUUGAAAAGACGGCAAUUUUUUGUUUUUAUACUGCUUUUUAAAUAAAACAUUUCCCCCCA